Scleropages formosus (Asian bonytongue) is the source of this 2325-nucleotide messenger RNA. It is a transcript of the gene htr1b, whose product is annotated as 5-hydroxytryptamine (serotonin) receptor 1B. Gene Ontology annotation, cellular component: plasma membrane. Gene Ontology annotation, molecular function: G protein-coupled serotonin receptor activity. Lineage: Eukaryota; Metazoa; Chordata; Actinopteri; Osteoglossiformes; Osteoglossidae. Gene Ontology annotation, biological process: adenylate cyclase-activating adrenergic receptor signaling pathway; chemical synaptic transmission; vasoconstriction. The coding region runs from base 1112 to 2287 and encodes 391 amino acids. The record is from RefSeq and is a predicted model, not a curated record. The transcript is spliced from 3 exons.
GGCAGGAAAUUUUUUUACAACAGAAAAGCAGAAUUUUAAUAUUUGAAAUCUCUGGUUCAGAUAAAAUGAUAACUGCGAAUUUCUUUUUUCCCCCACAUUAUACAUAAAAAAAUAUUAAUUAUAAGUCUCUCAUUACAGGCUUCUAAUACAAGUGGCUGUACAACAUUGUGCAUUGCACACUGUGUAUGCAUGUGUUUAGUAUGUGUGCAUUAUAUGGGAUUGAUAUUAUUUGUGUGGUUAAAGCUUUUCGUAAAAGGAACACGAAAUGCGGGGUUUGUUCAAUAAGGUCAUUGCAAUGAUUUACCUAUUUAUACAGCUGGAUAAUUUCUACUGGAGCACUUGCUCACACUGCAACUACAAUAGGAGUGGGAGUUGAACCAGCAGUCCUCCCAAUACAAUGAAUGCCUCCAUGAUAUGAUACUUUUUUUAAAAUAUAUUUAAAUAUUUACCCUUCUGUACCAUGAAAACAGACAAGCAUGGUCCUGCUGGCAGCGUAGCUUGAUGACAUCUGAAAAUUCUCAAGUCCAUUGUAAAUGUAUACUUCUGAACCUAGGCAUCCCAUACCUUACAAGACAACAAUACACAACUAUAUGUAAUACAAACUUAUCCAACCAUCCUUUCAACUUCAGAAAGGAGAACUGAGUACCGAAUGAAGCAAAUGUUAUGUGCAAAUCCACAAGAUGGCAGAAGAUGUUUGCAAGCUGAGACAAAAUGUGAAACUCAGCUAAUCAGUUGAUGAACAAUGUUUCCUGCCAUAUACAUGUUGACACAAGCAGGACUCAAUUUAUGGGACAUGGAACCUUUUGACAGGCAAAUUUACACCUGAAGAGUGGGAAUUCAGCUCUGAUGCUCAUCAGUGACAGUGUAGCACUUCUCUUGAGGGCUUUCAUUUGACACUUUUUAUCCUUUGUUUCCAGGAUAGGCUCUCGACCACCAGGACCCUGCAUUGGACAAGCAGUUACUACUAAAGGGUGAACAGAUAAAUAUGAGCAGAUUUCAGACUCCUGUCUCUGGACUGGAAUAAAUACCUCCGGUGCCGAGAUCACGGUCUCCUGUCCUGACCAGGGUACCAGUGAGGAGCUGAACAGCUGAUAACUGUCAUACCACAGGGAUGGAGUGUCCCGACCUGCUGCAAGCUGCACUACUAUCUGGCCGUGGAGACUUGCACAACUGCUCCUCCAACGAGACCGAGGUCAACGUGACCAUCAUCAGCGCAGUCGGCGGCGGCGGCGGUGACCGGGACCUCAGCCUCCUGCUGCAGGCGGCUCUGGCCGUCACCCUGUCCCUCUUCACCCUGGCCACCAUUCUGUCCAACGCCUUCGUGAUCGCCACCAUCUCCCAGUCCAGGAAGCUCCACACUCCGGCCAACCUGCUCAUCGCCUCGCUCGCCGUCACGGACCUGCUGGUGUCCGUCCUGGUGAUGCCCAUAUGGGUGCUCUACACGGUGAGCCGCACGUGGACCCUGGGCCAGGUGCUGUGCGACAUCUGGCUGUCCUCUGACAUCACCUGCUGCACGGCGUCCAUCCUGCACCUGUGCGUGAUCGCGCUCGACCGCUACUGGGCCAUCACGGACGCGGUGGGCUACGCCAAAAAGCGCACCAAGGCGCGCGCCGCGGGCAUGAUCUGCACCGCGUGGGUCAUCGCCAUCUCCAUCUCCCUGCCGCCGCUCUUCUGGCGCCAGGUGAAGGCGGAGGAGGUGACCACCUGCAGCGUCAACACGGACCACGUCUUCUACACCAUCUACUCCACGUUCGGGGCUUUCUACAUCCCCACGCUGCUGCUGAUCGCCCUCUACGGGAAGAUCUACGUGGAGGCGAGGAAGAGGAUCCUGAAGAAGUCUCCCAAAAACGCGGGGAAGAGACUCACCUCCGCGCACCUCAUCACGAACUCGCCCGGGUCCGAGUCCUCCACCACCGCUCUGAACUGCAGGGCGCACGAGGGCUCCACGGGGGACAGCGGCUCUCCAGCCCACGCGUGUCAGGUCAAGGUGGCCGUGUCGGACUCCCUGCUGGACAAGAAGAAGAUCUCCGCUGCCCGGGAGAGGAAGGCAACCAAAACUCUGGGAAUAAUCCUGGGCGCGUACAUCGUGUGCUGGCUGCCCUUCUUCAUCUACACGCUCAUGGUGCCCAUCUGCACCGCGUGCACUUUCCACGCGGAGCUCUUCGACUUCUUCACCUGGUUGGGUUACCUGAACUCCUUGAUCAACCCCAUCAUCUACACCAUGUCCAACGACGACUUCAAGCAGGCUUUCCACAAAGUGAUCCGCUUUAAGUGCUGCAGGCGCUGAGCCCCGUUUUAUUUCCACAAACUUGCCCCAAAUCACAU